CUGCUCAAAACAGAUUACGUUACACCCGGAAGUUGUGGUUUCAUCAGUCAGGUAAAUUUAGCUCUUUUUUUUGCCCAGCAUAUGAUUCAAAUGAGAAUUUAUAACAGACUACACACCACGACGUCUGAAGGAUUUGGUGGACGAAUACCAACGAUGAAGGGAUUGCUUCAAGUCGUUUUGCUUUUCCUCUCUGUAGCUCACAUCAGAAGUUGGAAUGACGGUCAGUGUUUACUUCCGCAUAAUAGCUAGUCACUUUCUAGAAUCUAGUUCUCUUUCUUGGUAAACGUUUAGGCUACAGCAUUAUAGCUCAAAUAUCAUUGUACCAAUUUAAGAAAUGGCCAGCUAGGCAGGUGGAUAUUAGUGUUCAUGAUGAAGAAUUUGCUUUUGUGCCGUAAAGAUCGAAGAUCCACAAUACAUACAAGGGAGGCUUAGGCAACAUUAUAUUAUAAACACAUUCUACACAUAAUGACUAGGUUGUUGAGGAUUGCCAAUUUGCCAUACGUUUUACAUCUGUAGCCUAUUUGCUCAGCCUUAUAAUGCCUGGAAUGGAGAAUAAUUAUUUCUCUCUAUACAGCUCCAGGUAGUGUUUUGCUCCGAGACGUGCAGGUACUCACCCUGUAUAAGGGGAAGUACACCACUGCCAGACGCAGUAGCCCUGUACCUCAGCUGCAGUGUGUUAGAGGCUCAGCCGGCUGUGGAUCCUUCAUUCCUGAAGUGGUUCAAUGCACAAACAAAGGCUGGGACGGAGUCGACGCACAGGUAAGACUGAACACUUGCAGAUGGAGGAAAAGGGUGUAGCGCUACAUUUAGCCUGCUCCCAGAUCUAGCACAAUGACCGUUGGCAGUUGGCAAGAUGGCACAAACAGAUCUGGGACCAGGCGAGCCUACAUUUACAAGGUAAAUGAAAAGAGUGCCAGAUUUUACAGAUCCUUGUUUCACUUUCAGUGGGAGUGCAAAACAGACAUGGACAACGCCUACAAAUUUGGACGGAUAGAGGUCAGCUGUGAGGGAUUCAACCAUCCAGAUGACGCCUACAUACUGAAGGGCUCGUGUGGACUGGAGUACUCACUGGAGCUGACUGAGGAAGGCCAUAGGAGGCACAAGGGGGGCUCACACGGCUCAACAGGUGGGUCAUUAGUACACACCACUGUGAAAUGUUUCAAAACGUUAUGGAACGGAAAACAAUAACGAGUGUCUUAUUGGACAAGUUCCCUCCCUGUUUCAGUACGUUUUCUUCCGUUUGAUACCAAUGAACAAAACCAUGAUUUCCCAGGUGGCUUCAGUGACUUCGCUUCCAGCUUCUUCAAGGGUUCCUCAGACAAUAACAACCAGCAUCACCAUAGCAACAACAGACAACAGAGUUCUACAGGGGAGGGAGAUUCCAGCGGGUUGUUGGUAGUCGCUCUGCUCUUGUUUCUGGCCUAUGGUGUGUACAAGCUUUUCCUGAGUGGACCGACGAAUCUAGGACAAAACGAGCAGUUCCCUGAUAACGGCUCCAAUACCCACAAUCCCAAUGGGCCACCACCUCCUGGAUUCAAGCCAGACUUCACAGGUGGGCUAAAGUCUAAACACCUACCCCGUCUGCUUACACACCCUUGCUUAUAUUUAGGGUUCAGGUACAGUGCCUUCGGAUAGUAUUCACACCCCUUUAAUCUUUCCACAUUUUGUUACGUUACAGCCUUAUUCUAAAAUGUAUUACAUUGUUUUUUUCCCCUCAUCAAUCUACACACAAUACCCCAUAAUGACAAAGCAAAAACAGGUUUAUACAUUUUUGCUAAUUUAUAAAUUAACUGAAAUAUCACAUUAGGCAACAUUACUCAGUCAGGUUGGAUGGGGAGCGUCGCAGCACAGCUAUUUUCAGGUCUCUCCAGAGAUGUUCGAUCAGGUUCAAGUGCAGGCUCUGGCUGACCCACUCAAGGACAUUCAGAGAUUUGUCCCGAAACCACUCCUGCGUUAUCUUGGCUGUGUGCUUAGGGUCGUUGUCCUGUUGGAAGGCGAACCUUCGCCCCAGUCUGAGGUCCUGAGCGCUCUGGAGCAGGUUUUCAUCAAGGAUCUCUCUGUACUUUGCGCCGUUCAUCUUUGCCUCGAUCCUGACUAGUCUCCCAGUCUCUGCCACUGAAAAACAUCCCCACAGCAUGAUGUUGCCUCCCACAAUGCUUCACCGUACGUAGGGAUGGUGCCAGGUUUCCUCCAGACGUGAAGCUUGGCAUUCAGGCCAAAUAGUUAAAUCUUGGUUACAUCAGACCAGAGAAUCUUGUUUCUCAUGGUCUGAGAGUCUUUAGGUGCCUUUUGGCAAACUCCAAGCGAGCUGUCAUUUGCCUUUUACUGAGGAGUGGCUUCAGCCUGGUCACUCUACCAUAAAGGCCUGAUUGGUGGAGUGCUGCAGAGAUGGUUGUCCUUCUGGAAUGCUCUCCCAUCUCCACAGAGGAACUCUAGAGCUCUGUCAGAGUGACCAUCGGGUUCUUGGUCACCUCCCAGACCAAGGCCCUUGUACCCGGAUUGCUCAGUUUGGCCGGGCGGCCAGCUCUAGGAAGAGUCUUGGUGGUUCCAAACUUCUUCCAUUUAAGAAUGAUGGAGGCCACUGUGUUCUUGGGGAUCUUCAAUGCUACAGAAAUGUUUUGGUACCCUUUCCCAGAUCUGUGCCGUCACACAUUCCUGUCUUGGAGCUCUACGGACAAUUCCUUCGACCUCAUAGCUUGGCUUUUGCUCUGACAUGCACUGUCAACUGUGGGAUCUUAAAUAGACAGGUGUGUGCCUUUCCAAAUCAUGUCCAAUCAAUUGAAUUUACCACAGGUGGACUCCAGUCAAGUUGUAGAAACAUCUGAAGGAUGAUCAAUGGAAACAGGAUGCACCUGAGCUCAGUUGAGUCUCAUAGCAAAGGGUCUGAAUACUUAUGUAAAUAAGGUAUUUCUGUUUUUUAGGAUUAAUACAUUUCAAAAAAAUUAUAAACUGUUUUAGUUUUGUCAUUAUGGGGUGUUGUGUGUAGAUUGCUGAUAAAACAAUAAUAUUUAAUCAAUUUUAGAAAAAGGCAGUAACGUAACAAAAUGUGGAAAAAGUCAAGGGGUCUGAAUAAUUUCAGACGACACUGUAUGUAGCCUGGUCCUAGAUCGGUUUGUGCUGUAUUGCCAAUUGGCAUGACCAUAAGAGUUGGCAAGACGGCACAAACUGAUCUGGGACCAGGCUGUCACUGAUUGUAAAUGGUAUCUUUCUCUAUCCUAGGUUCCUCUUCAGGUUACCCAGGUGCUUCCGGGUUCCCAGGUGCUUCUGGGUUCCCUGGUUCUGCUGGAGGAUAUGCUGGUUCUGCUGGCUACGGUGCCAACCCUGGGUACGGGUUCCGCAGUGACUACAGCGGACAGCAGCAGCAGCAGCACUUUGCAGGAGCAGGGGCCCGUGCUGCUGGAGGAACAGGGAAUGGAUUCUGGACUGGGAUGGGGACUGGAGGAGUCCUCGGUUAUCUGUUUGGGAGCCAAAGGUCAGUGGUGUAAUCCAGUGUUUCCCAACUCCUUCAGUACCCCCAACAGCCCCGGACAGACUCAACUCAUUGAGGGCUUGACAGGUUGAAUCAGGUGUGCUUGUCCGGGGCUACAAAGAUGUGUACUGUUGAGGGCACUCGAGGAGUUGGGAAACACUGGUGUAAUCUAUGGCAGUGUAUUUCAUUGGGCUGUGUGUGCAUACCUUUGGUUUACGGUGUCUUGAUGAUCCGUCUUGGGGAAGGAUCUGUCAUACAGGGAUGGGCAUGUAGUGUGGACAUGCAGGUUGGUGGGCUUAGAGAAGGGGUAGGACAUGACAAUCACUAGACAUUUUUUAAAAUUCAGAUUUACAGCUAAAGUUGUUGGUCAUGUUUUUUCCUCUCCCUGUUUAUUGUAGACGCCAGACGCCGUACACAAACACCCACUCAAACUACUCUGCGCCCAGGACACCACCGACCCCAGCCCCUAGCACCGGAACACGCGCUGCUUCAGGUACUGCUGCCCAACUACUAUAACUAAUGUAGCCAGAGCAUCUGUAUGUACUGGUGUGUAGUUUAUAAAUUGUCAAAUCAAUGUAAUAAAAUCAGUAGAAUUAUCUUGCUAAAUUGUGUAUUACUGUAAAAUCAUAGACGUCUAAAUUAAAAUGUAUAUGUGUGGAUACAGUACAACAUGUUUGUAUAAAUCAAUCAUUAAGUUAUUCUCAGUUCAACACGGAGUUACUCUGUCCCACGGCCUGCUGCUACAGGUACUGUAUGGAAUGGGUGAGUUUUUCUUAGGAUGGCUUUUUGAUUCCUUUUUGUCAGGCUUUGGAGGGACCAAGAGAAGAUAGAUGGGCAGGAGGCCAUUGGCAGCUUUCCAUGAUGUCAGAAGAACAGCAAGUGAUGUCAUCAGGGAUCUGGGACAAGCAUAGGUGACGGUCUGUACUUAAAUUGGUGUGGUUGAUGUGGAAUUGUGAAUAUCACACUGAUUGAUAUGUCAAGAAAGAUUGGAAUGACUCAAGAACUCUUAAAUGUUCAGUCUGCGGGAUAGGACUGUAUAAUUGUUUUAGAAAAUAAUACCACUAACAGUUGAUACCUUACCUGUAUGGUCCUUAAAACCAUAGGAACAUUUGCAGUUUAACUUGUUUUAUUUUGCGUUUGAAUUUAAUGCAAAUUAUAUUUCCUUUUUUUUAAUCUGUGAAUUUCUAAAAUUCCUUCAGAAGGAAUUAUGUAUAUGCAUUUUUUCUGGUUCAUUCAUCAGAUUGCUGUGAAUGUGUUCUUCAGUGGCUGUGUAAUACCAGUACAGUCACAUUU
Molecule: messenger RNA, 4762 nt
Organism: Coregonus sp. 'balchen'
Lineage: Eukaryota; Metazoa; Chordata; Actinopteri; Salmoniformes; Salmonidae
Source: the annotation of a GenBank genome assembly